AACUUGACAAGUUGCGUUUUAAGUCAAGUUCCUGAACUGUACUGACACGUUAAGGGAUUGGUCAAUGCCCGGCAGGUAGAGAGCCUUAGCCAAUCAGCUGCCGUGGCCCGUCCCACCACAUUAAAAUCACGUUCCUGAUUGGCUGAAAGUUUAACUUGUACUUUGAAUGAUAAGACAUUUCCUUGUCUUUCCAUUAAGACAAAACCAGUUGUUAACGUGUUUCUACAACGCAUCUCCUAGAAAGCAGGAACAUGGCUGACGGCGAGGCUCAGGGUGGCGAGGACUUUCCAGAUGCCUUCGGAUUCUCUCACAAGAGAUCAGAGAGGAAGGCGGCACCAGCUGAGGAAACGGACUCAGCCCCUGGCAGGACUGGGCCGGACCCUUACCGCUACAGCGUGGACUACCCCAGCAUGGGAACCUGCCUGAUAAUCAACAACAAGAACUUCCACCGGAGCACCGGCAUGUCCACACGUAACGGGACGGAUGUUGAUGCUGCUUUUGUGAUGAGGACCUUCAACGUCCUGGGAUAUAAAACCAGACUGUACAAUGACCAGACUGUGGCUCAGAUGACAAGGCUGUUGAUAAGCGUAUCUGCAGAGGACCACAGUCAGAGUGCUUCCUUUGUGUGUGUGUUGUUGAGCCACGGAGACGAGGGGGUGAUAUACGGCACCGACGGCUUAGAGAAGUUUGAAACCCUUAUCAGAUGUUUUAAAGGAAAAGCCUGUAAAAGUCUGGUGGGGAAACCAAAACUCUUCUUCAUACAGGCAUGCCGUGGGGUGGAGCUAGAUGACGGAAUAGAGACUGACAGCAGAGGAGAGGAAAUAUCGGAGCGGAUUCCCGUGGAGGCGGACUGCUUGUACUGCUACUCUACCGCUCCAGGCUACUACUCCUGGAGAAACACGGUGAACGGCUCCUGGUUCAUACAGUCGCUGUGUGGCGUGCUGGAAGCCCACAGAGGGAAGCUGGAGCUCAUGCAGAUUCUGACCCGAGUCAACAGGAAGGUGGCGCUGCAUUUUGAGUCGUCUAGCAAUAUGCCUGGAUUUAACCAGAAGAAGCAGAUCCCCUCCAUCGUCUCCAUGUUGACCAAAGACUUCUACUUUCCCCACUAGAGACUGCUCACCUGUAGGCAGACUGAGCCACACCUGACUCAGAUGAUUACCUUCAUAGGUGUGUUACGUAAUUAAUGUUUAACAGUAGAAAGUUAAAAAAUGAGCUCAAACUCCACAGAUAUCUCUGGAGUAACGCGGAACAGAGCCGUGAGAUUUCAGAGGAUUUGAUCAUGUGUUUUAAUGUGUGACAGAAGAAACCUCAGCAGGUGUUCGCACAGAUUCCCGGGAAUAUCUGUUUAGUUUUUCUGGAACAGCUUCACUGUGUUUUUUGCAUGAAUAUUACAGGGUUGUUGGAGAUUUUCUUGGAGGGAUGUGGCACCUUUUGUUCAGAUAUUUAGAUUUAUUUAGAUCUUCAUCCAGGAGGAGCAGCACUCCCAUCAGGAUGAACACGAUUAGUCUUAAAAUGAAAGUAAUCACACAUCUUUGUAUGUGAAGAGUUUUACUUCACUUUUUUAACCCAAACUAUGCCAGCACCUUGUUUAUAGAACCAGGGAAUAAAUCUGCUUCUGUCAGAUUAACUGUGGACUGAGAGGAGGCAGGAUCAUCAUCUACUGAGCUGAACCAGCAAGUAAUACCUGCUGAUGGUCUUUCUGAUGCAGUCAUGCAGCAUAAAAUGUAUUAAACUUUAUUACGGACUUAAUGAUGCAAGUUAGAUCACACAGUGUCAGGCCAUAGUUAAAGCUUUGGUUUUAUCCUUUGUCACCACAUUACUGAUCUCAUGUUAUAAAUCACAAAUGGAUUAAAGCUGAUUGUCUUGCUCUUA
Melanotaenia boesemani (Boeseman's rainbowfish) is the source of this 1872-nucleotide messenger RNA. Its product is annotated as caspase-3-like. NCBI's taxonomy places the organism in Eukaryota, Metazoa, Chordata, Actinopteri, Atheriniformes, Melanotaeniidae. The record is from RefSeq and is a predicted model, not a curated record. Bases 252 to 1109 code for a protein of 285 amino acids. Gene Ontology annotation, biological process: proteolysis; apoptotic process; positive regulation of apoptotic process. Gene Ontology annotation, cellular component: cytoplasm. The transcript is spliced from 7 exons.